AUGUUCAUAAUAUGGAACGGUUUUAGUCCAUCACUAACCUAAACUAGCGCAGAAAUGUAACUACCGUCUGGUGACACGUUUGUAAAUAAAGUUGUAGUGAAAAAAAUACUUUUGCUUUAAUAUUUUUCGUGUUUGGUGAACAUCCGUGCCUCGUUGUGACGUCAGUAAUUGGCUGCGACGGCCGCGACCAGAGCCCUGGCCGCGACGAGUCAAAUUGCUGCUGUCAACCAGCUCCGUCGACGUUAGCUAUCUAGCAGUGUUGUACGAUGAACUUUAGUGAAGCUCAACUUGAGCUACGACAGCUUCUCAGCAGAGUCGAACCUUCUCAAUUGCCGAAGCUGCUCGACUGGGUCAGAACCUCGGAGGAGCUGGAUGACAUGCUGCUGGACAACAACCAAGUUAUUUUGAGGUGCAUCGCCGAUGAUAUCCGGGAGAGCCUACCUCUUGACGCUAUGUUGCCUUCGGAGACCGAUGCCAAGUACAAGUUGCAGCAGCGCUCAGGAGCCACCGUUCACGUGGACGCCUUCUUGUAUGACGACGAGCACGUGGAUGCGCUUUGUGAGGCGGGAAGCAUGAGUCGCCGCUAUUGUCUCCAGUGCGGCUCCCGAAGCACGGCACCUUUAGAGUUUGUGUCUCAUUCCUUCUCUGUGUCCGAGCUGCUCUUCUUGUUCCAAAAUGUUCUGCCGGACCUGAGCGGUCGCACUUUGGUGGACGUCGGAUCGCGGCUGGGGGCUGUGCUCUAUGGGGGAUUCCUCUUCAGCUCGGCGUCCAGGUUAGUUGGCAUCGAGCUCAGCGCCGACUUUGUCAACCUACAGAACAAAAUGCUGCACAAGUAUGGAAUGGACGCCAGAGCUCAGGUUGUCCACGCUGACGUUUGCUCACAGGACACGCUUCUGCAUAACGCCGAUGUCGUAGUCAUGAACAACGUCUUCGAGUAUUUCAUGCAGCCAGAGCAGCAAGUCAGAGCCUGGAGGUUCAUCAUGCAGACGUUGAGGAAAUCUGGUUCUCUGCUGGUGACCGUUCCCAGCCUGCACGACUCACUCCAACCUCUGCAGGAAGCGCUACCGGCCGGCUGGGUGGAGGAGCUUCCGCUGCAUUACGACGUCUUUGUCGGUAAAGACACAGACCCUGAGGAUCUGCGACAAAUCCACCUGUACAGGGUCUUAUGACCAUUUUUGAAAAACGCCAAAUGAAUGAAAUCGUGUUUCCUACUCAAGUUGAAUUUUCUGUCUUUGCCAGGCAGACAUUUACAAUCCUCAUUGGGAUGGUAGCGAUCAUUUGAUCCAAAUUGAUCGGACUUCUAAUCAUUAUCAAUGGCAGCCAAAGAGUUGAGAAUGAUGUCGACUAGCCAGAAAACAGCUUGGUAGACAUCUCAUAUUCUAGUUUAAAAAAUUUUAAAGUUUUUUUCAUGAGAAAAAAUUGCACUUCGCUGUGUUACGUUAACUAAUUUUGAUUAAUCAUUGAUGUAUUAGUGACUUUAAUAGUGGAGACCUAAGAAUGAUCUGAAAGUUUAAAAUAUAUUUCUUAAUAGGAAAAAUAUCAACAUUGGUUCAUUUUAAACUAUAAAAUGCAAUUUCUCCAGAAAUUGGUUGGGACCCAAUUGGUCAUACCUUGACGUUCAGUAGGAAAUUCCAAUUUUCUGUAACACUUCAGACCUUGGCCACUGGAGGGCAAUAAAUCGCCGUGUAUCCAAUUUGAUCUCAUUUAGCAAAAUAAAAAACCUUUAAAGGCCUUGCAGACAUGACAAACAAACUGCAGCAUGGUUUGUUUUUGGCUGCGCACUUUUGUAAUGACGUCCAAUUAAUAGCGCGUGGCGCGGGAAGUUGUUGUUUGCUCGCCAACAGCUGUUUGGAUUAAACGGAUGAGCGGGUGUCAAGUGGAGAUUCAAAUCACUCCAAGCCAGAAGGGGAAUUAAGAAGUCUUGCCUCAUAUUUUCCCACAUGGAAAUUAAAUGUAUUAAACUGUGACCAGAAUUGAACUCAUUGGCUGCCAAUCCCUGGGAUAGACGUCCAAUCCAUUGAGGACCUCUAUCUCCAUCAAUGGCAACCAAUGACUAAAUAAAUACAUCUUUGGCAUAGAGCAUAAUGCAAAUUUGGAAGAGAAUGAGUUAACACACACAGGUUUCAAACUCAAGGCCCUGGGGCCACUUCAGGUGCCUGCCACGCCGUUAUUUGUAGCCCGUGGAAUAAAUUAAGCUAAAAUGAAACUUUGAUAACAUUUCCAUGUUCCCCAGAAUGAUCAAGGACUAUAAAAACAUACAUUUUUUUUUUUUUUCAAAGAAAAUUUGUGGAAAAAAAGGGCUGUCAAAAUUAUCGUGUUAACGGACGUUAAUUAAUUUUUUUAAUUAAUCACGUUAAAAUAUUUGACGCAAUUAACGCACUCCCCCCGCUCAGACAGAUUUAAAUGACAGUACAGUGAACUGCUUAUUAAUUGUGUUUUAUGGAGUUUUGCCGCCCUCUACUGGCGCUUGGGUGCGACUGAUUUUAUAGGCUUCAGCACCCAUGAACAUUGUGUAAGUAAUUAUUGACAUCAACAAUGGCGGGCUACUAGUUUAUUUUUUUGAUUGAAAAUUUUACAAAUUUUAUUAAAACAAAAACAUUAAGAGGGGUUUUAAUAUAAAAUUUCUAUAACUUGUACUAACAUUUUUCUUUUAAGAACUACAAGUCUUUGUAUCCAUGGAUUGCUUUAACAUAAUGUUAAUGCCAUCUUGUUGAUUUAUUGUUAUAAUAAACAAAUAGUCCUUAUGUACUGUAUUUUGAAUGUAUAUAUAUCCAUCUUGUCUUAUCUUUCUAUUCCAACAAUAAUUUACAGAAAAAUAUGGCAUAUUUUAUAGAUGUUUUGAAUUGCGAUUAAUUACGAUUAAUUAAUUUUUAAGCUGUAAUUAACUCGAUUAAAAAUUUUAAUCGUUUGACAGCCCUAGAAAAAAACUAUUUAAAUUAUUAUUUUUUCAAUUAAGAAAAUAAUACAUUAAAAACAAAGAAUACUGUAUUAUUUAAUUAAUUGAAAAAUAAUAAUUGUAUUCAAGAAAAAUAAUGUAAAGAAAACAAAAUGAUAAUAAUGCUGGGGGAAAAAAGAGAAUAUUUGCUGUUGGGAGGCCAAAAAAGAGAAUUCAGUUACUCUCUAGGUCGAGAAAUUUCAAAAAAAUUUAACGAUGAAAAUAGUUUGGGAACCAAAACUAUAUAAGUAAAUUAAUAAUAUAAAACAAGCGAUUACACAAUUUUACUUUUAAUUAAAAAAUAGAUAAAAUAAAAAUAAAGGUAAAAUACUUAAUUCACCCUUUUUUAUGGAGCCCCUAAAGGGACAUCAACAGAAAUAAAAUCAAUUUAAACCGUCUUGUGCGCACCAGAUAGUAUGUGGUGUGUACUAGAAACUAUCUGGUGCGCAUGAGAAACAAUCUGGUACACACCAGAUAGUAUGAGGUGGGCACUAGAAACUAUCUGGUGUGCACUAGAAGCUAUCCGGUGCUUACGAGAAAACUAUUGGUGUCCAAGUAAUGCAGUAAUAUCUAAAGAUGCGCGAUGAUGUCGGUUGCCGAUAAUGGUAAUGAUGACGUCACACAGAUAAUCCAGAUAAAAACAAAUUCAACCGAUAAUGCAAUCCGAAAAUUAUAUACUUGAUUUAGCCUCCAAAUGUGCGCAACCGAAGAAUUCAGCACCUCCGCCUCCUCAACCCCUUACCUCUCUGAAGCCCCUGAGGGAGGAGGGGUUGAGGAGUACGGCGUCAUAGAGGAGGCGGCGUUACACAAAUGAGUUGUGGCGCUCUGACUAGCGUGCGUUGAUUUUUCCGUGUGUGAAAUAAGCGACGCUCUCGCCAUCUACAUAACAUAAACUGCAGAAGUUCCACGAGGCGGAAAGAAAGCAUCCUCAUUCAACACCACUAACCCAGCAGCCAUUUAAAACUGCAUCACAAAGAUUUUUGAAAUGAAUACGAGGCUGCUGCUAGCGCGAAUGCUAAAGCUAUUUUAAACACAAAUAAACUAAGCUAAGCUAUGAGGCUUGUGACGAUACAGAGACGCUGCGGCCUUCCAGGAGUCGGGUUGUUUGGGAAUGCAGCCCAAAGCAUGUAAACUCCCAUCUAAGGCUAAACACUGGCACGAGACCGAUAGUCGACAAGUAGUCGUCUUCCGACGGAGCCCGCCGCUCUGGCCGGUCCGGCAGGCCACAGCCGCCUCGCCUUCCCCGGCGGUGGGACCUUCGACGAACACCCCGGUUUCCCAAGCUUUCCCCCACGGCGUGCGCCUCCGUCCGACUUGGAGACGGACACGUCUCCAGUUCAACUCAUCGAACACCACGGCCAGGCAGAGACCUGGCGCGAGUGCUAAUUUGGCAGCCGGACGGACUGAAGGGCACAGGUGGGAGGAGAUGCCGGACGAGAGACGUUUUUAUUUACCGAAACGACUCGAGAGCCAAACCCCUGGAUAAAAAAAUAAUGCAGUUUAUACGACAGCCAUUCUUCGUUAAAGACAUGCGGAUCACAUCCGUUUCACUACGGACAUUUGGACAAGUCAUGUCAAGUAAGCAUGCUGGUUAGAUGAUAAUUGUAACAUGCACAAAACCACCCAAAGAAGUCAGCCAGUCAGUAAUGCAUUCAGUGCGUUGUAAAUUUGACGUCUUAAUCAGAUAAUUUUUUUUUAAUUUAGUCAAAUAAUUUUCCCCAUCUUGUUCUUAGUGUUCAAGACUAGUUAACAGAUGAAUGAGCCAGAUUAUUCCACUUACUUGAAGUAAAUAUUAUCAUUUGUUCUUAUUAAGCCCAUACAUCUAAAGGAAAAAAAUUGUCAUUUUUCACCUGAAUGAAGAAAAAAUUGCUUUCAAAUAAUGUUUUGAACCAUACCUAUUCUUAAAAAGAACAUUUCUGACAAGUUUUUUUUUUUUUUAGGAUUAAGUAUAAUAAUUUAUUGCUUAAUAAUUUAUUGCUUAAAAUAAGGCUGUUAAACUUAUUUUCAGCUAGCUGUUUUUCUUCAAGAAAUCUGAGUGAAAUAUACUUGAAGUGCUGGCAGAUAAUUUCACUUAUUUCCAAUUGAUUUACACUGAAAACAAGGGAAUUUAACUAGUUUUAAGGAGGUGUGGUUUUGCAGUGUAGUAAUCUUAUACGUUAGGAAUGGCUUACUUUUAAAGGCAUUUUUGUGCAACUUAGGUAUUUACUCAUUAAGUAAUUGUUGCCAAACGUUUACCAUUACACGAUGUCAGACGAUGUCUUUAUUUAGAUGUUGGAAUUUACUACUUGUUCACAUUUGAUGUUGAAAAAAAGCAAUAAAUUAUAUAUUUGCUUUAAAAUUGUACAUAAAUCUUUUAGUAGAAUUAUCGGCUUGACGUUAUCGGUUAUCGGUUGGAACGAGGAGAAAAUUAUCGGUAUCGGUUGAAAAAUGUAUUGUCGUGCAUCACUAGUAAUAUCUUUAUAGUAUAGUCCAAGAUUGAAGUAAAGCUCUCCUAAAUCCUGUAUUAUAAUUUUUAACAUGCCAAAACUGCUGGUGUUCGAUGCGCGCCUGCAGGUUGCGCCUGCACUUUCUGGUGCGCACCAAAUACUUUUCUGGUGCGCACUAGAUAGUUUCUAGUGGGCACCACAUACAAUUUGGUGCGCACCACAUGGUUUAAAUUUAUUUUAUUUCUGUCGACACCCCUUUAGGGCAGGGGUGUCAAACCGGUCCUCAAAGGACCGCAGUGGGUGCUAAAUUUCAUUCCAACCAAACGAAUACUUUUUCAACAAUCUAGUGUCAUACAAGUGUAAUCAGUUGGUUGCAGUCAGGU
Molecule: messenger RNA, 5744 nt
Organism: Corythoichthys intestinalis (scribbled pipefish)
Lineage: Eukaryota; Metazoa; Chordata; Actinopteri; Syngnathiformes; Syngnathidae
Exons: 9
Coding region: 267-1169 (300 amino acids)
Molecular function (GO): S-adenosylmethionine-dependent methyltransferase activity
Source: RefSeq, a predicted model, not a curated record